AUUUACAUUUAUGUAAUAUUUAGUCCGUGUGUUCUUGUUUCAAUUAAAUUUCGAAAGCAACAAGAUGUGUUUUCCUGAUUUGAAAGUUUUUCUUGUGUUGAUAUUAUGUUCUGCAGUGUGCGCAAUUAACCGAGAAUUUGAAUGCCAUGUUGUGCAGGAUGAAAGCGGGUCUACUAAAGAAGUAGAGGUUGUUCAUAUUGCUGCAAAAGGACCAAAUGAUACAAUACAUUAUUUAUGGAGCACAUUUAAGUUGCCCAGUGUGAUAACUGCUCGAGCAUCCAUUGAUUCUGAACUAACUAUAAAUGCCACAAAACUUAAAGCUUUUGACAAAGAUGCGAUAACGUUUAGUGAGGGUCCUUUCGAAGCCAUAGGUAUAAGCAUUUCCAAGAUAUGGGAAUUGAAUUAUAUAAAUGAUUCAAACCUAGUUACUCAACCUAAUUUUACUACACCUGUUGACUUAGAUUUAUUUGAAUGGAUGAAUAUGAGUAGCAGUUUAGAUUGUGGAAAACAUUUUGCUUCAGCCUAUUCAAAAGCUGAUUAUGGUGAUGAUAUUUUCUCUGAACAUGGAGCUAUCAAAAUUCAAUUUAAUGCUUCUGGACAGGAAGAAGCAUCAACUGAAUUCCCUCAUCUAAUUUUUAAUGGCAAAUCCACUUUACUGAAAGUUGAUUUGGACCAUCUGCAUACCGAUCAAUCAAAAACUCGCUUCGGAUUAGAAAUCAGGUUUUUUUCUGUUCCGUGUAGCAACUGUACAUGGCAGCAAUCAACCAUUUUCUCAGUAAAUGAUGAGAAUUCUCCAGGUGUAUUUUCAGAUAUAUCUCUUUCAUCUUCAUGUCCUGGAAGCAAAACAAAUUCUUUUGUUGCUUGGCGCCCUGUGGCUUACGUUGGUGAAGUAAAAAACAUCGCUAAUUCAUCAGAUGCUUUAAUGGUUGGACAGCAUGAGAUAAAUGCUACCAUGACACCUCAUAGUAUAGCUGAACUGUACUUUGAAGGAAAAUCAAAAACCUCUGCUUUUAACAUUUACUUUGGAACAGUUGGUGAUGGAUAUUAUGGAAAAGCAAAAUUUAUUUCUUGGUCCUUUAUGGUUGGAGCUGGCUCUGCAGUAGAAGUUAAAUCCUCCACUGUUGUUUUCAUAGUAAUGGCUGUUGGUCUGGGUGCUUUGCUAUUGUUUUUCGUCGGAGGGGGUGCAUUUUUAGGAUGCAAAUUUUGGUGCAAAAAAGAUGAUGAUCUUCUUCUGAGUGAAGAUAGCAUAAAUUGAAUUGUUUUGUUUAUUUAAUCUUGUUUGUUAAUCUCAUUUUCAAUGCACGUUUUCAAAAUUUGCAACAGAAAUUUUAUUUGAAAAAAAAAAUCGCUAAACUUCCAAAAAAAUCUGGUGUUUUCAUCUCUUUUGUGAGCUAAAUUGAAUAGUUACAUGAUGUAAUAUCCUGAAACAAAUGUGUGUGAUAUAAUUUAUUUUACUGUAUAUAUUUUCAAAUAUUUUAUGUAAAUAUUCAAUUUUAUUUUAUUUGUCGCAUUCACUAUUGUUCAUGCAAUGCUUUAAUUUUCUUAUUCAAAGAAGUUUUAAAUAAAAUUUUAGAAUAAUUGAAUUUGUUUCUGAAAAAUUAAAGUUUUCUCUGUCAAGGCUUGCAGCUUGGUUUUUAAACAUUGUUUUUAUUAAUUUAUUUUUCCCUCUUGAAUUUCUAUGCAAAGUUGACUAAGCCAUGUAAACUUAUUAGUUUUAUAUAAAUUUCAGUGUUUCUUUUCUUUAGAUUUUUUAUUUGUACAAGAUAUCAUAGAGAAUAUACUAAUAAAUUGUUAUGUUUUAAGAGUUAGUACCUAAACAAUCAUUAAAAAAAUCAAUUAAAAUUGUUGUAAGAAAUGUGUGCAGCUGUAAAUUGAAUAGGUAAG
This is a messenger RNA of Uloborus diversus, 1884 nucleotides long. RefSeq names its product glycosylated lysosomal membrane protein-like. Lineage: Eukaryota; Metazoa; Arthropoda; Arachnida; Araneae; Uloboridae. The record is from RefSeq and is a predicted model, not a curated record. The transcript is spliced from 6 exons. Bases 65 to 1255 code for a protein of 396 amino acids. Gene Ontology annotation, cellular component: lysosome.